Botrytis cinerea B05.10 is the source of this 957-nucleotide messenger RNA. RefSeq lists its product as hypothetical. The coding region runs from base 242 to 781 and encodes 179 amino acids. The record is from RefSeq and is a predicted model, not a curated record. Lineage: Eukaryota; Fungi; Ascomycota; Leotiomycetes; Helotiales; Sclerotiniaceae. The transcript has a single exon.
GCGGUCGAUGUGAUUUGGCCAAGUCUACUGACUGACAUCUUCAGGCCUGCAGGGUUCUGUUAUUACUAUUGUUUUCUGAUUUCAUUUUUCCUUCGAAGAUAGGGAUUUGUGUUGGUGAGUAUUAGAAAUACAGACCUAAGUCACGAUUAAAGCCCUGUCUUAUUUUGGCGGAAUGGAGCCAGCAGAGUAGUCUAUCCAGAUAGUAUGCCGAAAUCUUUGCAAAAAACACUUCGUCUAGACCAUGGCAACUUGGUGGAUUGAUAUCAGGUCGUAUAACUCUAUAGUCUUAUUUGUACAUAAGAACACCCCGAUACAUAAGGUGGAAUCCAAAUUCUUCAUUUUGUAUUCCAAUCCUCAUCAUCUGAGGAAGUCUAAAACGCCUUCUAGAUCUAGCUUCAAUAGAAAAUCCAUCGACAACGAAGAUCGGAAACGCAAACAUAGCAAAUCUAGUAGCGUCUCAUCUGGCAAUAGCAACAGCAAUAGCAACAGCAAUAGCAACAGCAAGGGCCAUGGCAAGAAGAAAGAACGUAGCAACCCUCCCAAAGAAGAUCGUGCAAGAGGUAGGGAAAGUUCCUCCUCGACAGAACGCUCGAACUCUCAAACUUCGACGAGAAACUCAGAUAGAUCUAAUUGGGCUGCAGGUGAAGAGCUUCCGACAAAUGCCUUGGAGGCGGAAGAUCUAAUCACCCAUCAGAACCAAGGUAAUCGCCAGCCAUUAAGUGAUAGUCCAUCGCCUCCACACACCCCGCCUAGACUAGACUUGAAAGAGAAAAGUUGCUAGACUCCUUCUCUUCUUUGAGUGGGACGCAAAGCCAGAAACUUGAAUCAAAUGUUAAUAGAUUAAGAAUGGGGAGAGUAUGGGUGAGCUCCCAGAAUUCAGCGCAAGCAGGAGAAGCUGCUCAACUCGAUCGCGAAAUCAAAGACGCUCGAGAAGCUCAAGAAGAAUUGACUCGAUCA